Molecule: messenger RNA, 387 nt
Organism: Eruca vesicaria subsp. sativa (arugula)
Lineage: Eukaryota; Viridiplantae; Streptophyta; Magnoliopsida; Brassicales; Brassicaceae
Source: the annotation of a GenBank genome assembly
AUGCUAACUUGUUUCCAGACUUCUGUUAGCAUCAGGCCAACUGUGAAGAGUAGCCCUGAUGCUCCUAAGCUGGCUCAGGAGAGGCUUAAUAAGAUGGGACCUAUGUCUAAGAAUGAGUUGAUCAUGGCUGCUACUUUGUUUCCCACUGUUGGCCUUUGGGUCUUUGGAGCUAAGUUGAGUGUAGAUGCUGUGACUGCAGCUAUUCUUGGAUUAUCAGUGCUUCUUGUGACUGGUGUUGUGACAUGGAAAGAGUGUUUAGCUGAGUCAGUGGCGUGGUUCGCUGCUCUUAUUGUAUGUUUGGGUAUCUUAACAAAUACGGUCUCCUUGUCAAGCUUGUGGGGGGAUUGGGUUUGUCAUGGCAACUAUCUUUUGCAUGUUGAGGUGUGA